Epinephelus fuscoguttatus (brown-marbled grouper) is the source of this 3983-nucleotide messenger RNA. It is a transcript of the gene fzd1, whose product is annotated as frizzled class receptor 1. The record is from RefSeq and is a predicted model, not a curated record. NCBI's taxonomy places the organism in Eukaryota, Metazoa, Chordata, Actinopteri, Perciformes, Serranidae. Gene Ontology annotation, cellular component: plasma membrane. Gene Ontology annotation, molecular function: Wnt receptor activity; Wnt-protein binding. Gene Ontology annotation, biological process: non-canonical Wnt signaling pathway; canonical Wnt signaling pathway. The coding region runs from base 342 to 2003 and encodes 553 amino acids. The transcript has a single exon.
AACAGGUUUGAACGGCAGACUGACACUGUGUCGGGUGCACUGAAGGCUGGAUCAAACCCUCUCUUGGAGGAGUACGCUUCAUUUUUCUGUGGAUUUCAGCCGGAGACGCCGAGAUUUAUCGUUGAAAUCUGGGGAUUUUUUUUCAUAUUCUUCUAUGAGCUCGGCGCGGCGAGAAGCCGGAGGGAAGGGACAGUGACAUUCCGCUGGAAGAAGCUGCUAUUACCCCGCAAAGAAACGCCAACAAAGAGCGUUCAAGGAAGUAUCCUGCUGCCUGGCGAGGGAACCAAGUUAGUUCGGCAACAAAUACAAAGUAGCUAACAGCAGCGGAUACAUUCUCCACCAUGGUUUACAGCAGGCUUCUUCGCACCGUUUGGACUUUACUGUUUUUUAUUCUGUUUUUAAAUGUGGGAAUUUUCCGAGUAAAUGGGCAGUACGGCGGCGGUGACCGAGGAAUGUCUAUACCGGAGCACGGAUUUUGCCAGCCCAUUUCCAUUCCGCUGUGUACGGACAUCGCGUACAACGAGACUAUCAUGCCGAACCUGCUCGGCCACACCAACCAGGAGGAUGCGGGGCUGGAGGUGCACCAGUUCUACCCGCUGGUCAAAGUCCAGUGCUCCCCGGAUUUAAAGUUCUUCCUCUGCUCCAUGUAUGCGCCCGUGUGCACGGUGCUCGAGCAGGCGCUGCCUCCGUGCCGCUCUCUGUGCGAGCGCGCGCGGCAGGGCUGCGAGGCGCUCAUGAACAAGUUCGGCUUCCAGUGGCCCGACAGCCUCGCGUGCGAGACCUUCCCGGUGCACGGCGCGGGGGAGCUGUGCGUCGGGCAGAACAUGUCAGACCGCACCGAGCCGGAGGGCCCCGGCCCGUACCCCACCGAGCGCACGAUACCUGACCCCAUGAACGGUCAGUUCAGGUGCCCGGCCUCGCUGAGGGUGCCUCCCUACCUGAACUACCGCUUCCUCGGCCAGGAGAACUGCGGCGCUCCUUGUGAGCCGAAGAGAUCUCACGGGAUGAUGUACUUCAGCGAGGAGGAGCUCAAGUUCGCCAGGAUAUGGAUCGGCAUUUGGUCAGUGUUGUGUUGUGCGUCCACUUUAUUCACCGUGCUGACCUACCUGGUGGACAUGAAGCGCUUCAGCUACCCAGAGCGGCCUAUUGUCUUCCUCUCCGGCUGCUACACCAUGGUGUCCAUCGCCUACAUUGCUGGAUUUUUACUGGAGGACAGGGUGGUUUGUAAUGACAGGUUUGACAAUGACAUAAGGACUGUGGUGCAGGGCACCAAAAAGGAGGGCUGCACCAUCCUCUUCAUGAUGCUGUACUUCUUCAGCAUGGCCAGCUCAAUCUGGUGGGUCAUUCUGGCUCUCACCUGGUUCCUGGCAGCAGGGAUGAAAUGGGGCCACGAGGCCAUCGAGGCUAACUCUCAGUACUUCCACCUGGCGGCCUGGGCCGUGCCCGCCAUCAAGACCAUUACCAUCCUAGCUGUGGGGCAGGUGGAUGGAGACGUAUUGAGCGGGGUUUGCUUCGUGGGCAUCAACAGCGUGGAUGCCCUGCGAGGCUUCGUCUUGGCGCCUCUGUUUGUCUACCUGUUCAUCGGAACCUCCUUCCUCUUGGCAGGCUUUGUGUCCCUGUUUCGCAUUCGGACCAUCAUGAAGCAUGAUGGCACCAAGACGGAGAAGCUGGAGAAGCUGAUGGUGCGGAUAGGGAUCUUCAGCGUGCUAUACACUGUGCCGGCCACCAUCGUCAUUGCCUGCUACUUCUACGAGCAGGCUUUCAGAGAGCAGUGGGAGAGGACGUGGAUCAGCCAGACGUGUAAGACGUACGCCGUGCCAUGUCCUAUCCAGAACCACCCCAACAUGAGUCCUGACUUCACCGUCUUUAUGAUAAAGUAUCUCAUGACGCUUAUUGUGGGCAUCACCUCUGGCUUCUGGAUCUGGUCUGGGAAGACCCUCAACUCGUGGAGGAGGUUUUACACAAGACUGGCCAACAGUAAACAGGGGGAGACCACAGUGUAAUGUGGUCCAACCUUGUCCCCCCACACAGACUGCUUAGUGACAAACUGAAUGAUAAUCCACUUCAUUAUUUUCUUUUGAUUUUUCUCGGACUUGCAGAAGAUACUUGGUAUGUUUUUUAAUGUACAUAUGCAUUUGUGAGAUUUUUGUAAGUAUAUAUUUGUAUUUAAAGAUUUUAAGAAAUUCUUUCUUUUUUAAAACACCUUUUUUUCAUACUUUGGACAUUAUGGAAUUGUACUUAAUCAUCACAAAGAGCCAGCUGACCAUCAAGGAUCCUGAGGUCCCAUGACCUGACUUACUGUGGACACCACUGGGAGUAUUUCACAUGGAGUGCUUGUGUCUUUGAUCAGUGAACUGCCUGUGAGCGGUGGGUCUAUUCUAAGCAGAGUCCCGUGAAACCCAAGUGCUUCCUCGUGGCUCCCUCUUAUCCUGAUUAACCAGCUGUAGUUUGUGUCUGUUAUACAGUCGAGCAGCAGUUGCCCAGGUCUGAAGGGAAAUGUCAGCAGUCUGGGACAAGAACUGGUGCACAGGUUGUGAAUGUGAGGCAUUGUGACAGAUGCUUGCGGUCUGUAGCUCAGGCCCUGACAGUUAUAUCAUUCCUUUCCAAAUAAAGCACACGUAAUUAUGCCACGUUAAAGGACCACACCAGUGUUUUUGCAUGUUUUAGUUCGGAAAUGUAUGUGUAUUUUACAAUAUUGCCUCCUCUCCGGCGGUACUGAAAUUGGGUUUCUCUGACCUACCUGGAAACAUUUUUCCUUUUAUUGAGCUACAAUUUGUGAAUCAUCCCACAGGUACGUUUAAAUAGCUCGAUUUAGGGAAUUCUGCACAGUGACCAUCACAACUGCUUAUUUUUGUUAUAGUUAUGUUACUGUUGCAAAUGCAGGUGGUUGAUUUCCUGCAGUGUGACACAACAAUUUCACAACUUUAACCAAAAUAAAAGCAGAUGAGAGUUUUCCACUGGUGUAUUAAAUGACAGCUUAAAACAAAGCAAACAUUUCAUCAUGGUGUGAGCUGUAAUGUGAAAUGCAUGUGCUACAAGGGUCUUAAACAUGCACAAAUACUCGUUUAUUCCUUAUUAACAGCGAUUCAAAAUGGACUGUAUUUGUGUUUAGUGAACUUAGAAUUAAAAAAUCUGCCUGCAGUGGCAAUUUGAGUUUUUAAAACACACAGCUGGAAAACAUGCAAAUUGAGCAGAAGAGCUGUGUGCGUGUGAAAGCACAUUUUAAAUUUAAACCAGUUUUUUCCUGCAUACAGUGCUGUGUUAAAUCAUUGGACACCCUUUGGACUUUACAGUUUAUUUAGCUCCCCAAUUCAUGUUGUGUGUUACACCAGAGCAAUAAGAACACCAGAUUUAUUUUCAUGCGUAUAAUUCAGCUAAAGGAGAGAAAAGAAGGUGCACCCUUUGUGUCAGCAGAGCAGAGCCAAGAUGAUUUGAAUAAUGGAUUUGAUUUUUGAAAGAAAAUUAAUCAGAUUCUAUUAAUAACUGAUUUAUCAUUUCAGUUACUUAUCAAGCAAAAAUGCCUCAUUUGGUCAUUAAUGAUGGUGAACUGGAUAUAUCUUGGUUUGGGUGUUGGAACAUUUUAAUUGGUGUUUUUUUCUGACUUUUUUAAGGUUAUUUUUUAAUUGUGCACACUGCAUAUAAAUCUAUAAUGAAAAUUAUUGUUACUGUCACGUCCCAUGCUGCUCAGAUAUGUUGUAACUGCAGGUUUUGAAUAUAAUUCUGAUCAUUUUUUGACUUUUGUUGCCAGCAAAAGCUAAAAACUACUUCCAGUAGAUUUUUUUUAAUAAAUUAUAAGAUGUAGCAUGGAUUCAGUUUUUUAAAAACAUGAGACUGUUGUGGAAUGUGAGGCUUAUGGACAGAUUAGGGUUCGAGGUAGUUCAGGUUUCAAAAGGAAAAUACAUGAUAAUACCCCCCUUUCUUUAUCUGAGAUGAGAGGUGAUGCUCUCAGAUACUGAACAGCCAGUUCAUCCACAUCUGUUUUU